AUGAAUAUAGUUAUUGAAGGUUCAGAGAAUAUAGAUUCAUUACCAUAUGUUGAUGAUGAAAUAACUGAAAAUGAAAGAAUAUACAUCCAAAAACUAAUAGACGAAGAGAAAGCUACUUUUUCACCACCAGAUUAUUUAUCACAAUUACCACAGCAUGUAGAUAUAGAUUAUAAGAGUUUUAAUUUUUUAGAAAAUGAUUUUAAAAGAAUGGAAGAAAAUAGAAAAAUGGAUGAAUUUGAUAUUAAUAGAUAUAAAGUUACAUCACCAACAGGUGCAAAUAUAAAAAAUGAAAAAAUAUGGAACGAAAGUUUAAACAAUGCGAGAUCACAAUUAGAACAUCAGGAUAUUAGAAAGAUUAAUUUAGAGUUAUUACAAAGAUAUGGUGCAAAUUCAUGGAAACUUUAUUUAUCAGAUUUAGAGUUAUUACAAAAAAUUUUAAAAAAGCAAUUGGAACAAAAGAAAGCAGAGAUUGAAGAGGUUAACAUUCAAAGAAAGAUUAAGCAAGAGGACACUAUCGAAAAAAUUAGACAACAUGAAAACAAAUGGUUAAAUUUAGUUUAUAAAAAUAAAGAAAUUGAAUUAGCAUGUCAAUCAGUUCAAAGAGAAAUUGACCAAUUAAAAAUUCAAAAAGAAAAAGAAGAAAAAGAAUAA
Dictyostelium purpureum is the source of this 651-nucleotide messenger RNA. RefSeq lists its product as uncharacterized. NCBI's taxonomy places the organism in Eukaryota, Evosea, Eumycetozoa, Dictyosteliales, Dictyosteliaceae. Gene Ontology annotation, biological process: mRNA processing. Bases 1 to 651 code for a protein of 216 amino acids. The transcript is spliced from 3 exons. Gene Ontology annotation, cellular component: precatalytic spliceosome; Prp19 complex; catalytic step 2 spliceosome. The record is from RefSeq and is a predicted model, not a curated record.